Messenger RNA from Choloepus didactylus (southern two-toed sloth), 2780 nucleotides. RefSeq names its product interleukin-12 receptor subunit beta-1-like. NCBI's taxonomy places the organism in Eukaryota, Metazoa, Chordata, Mammalia, Pilosa, Megalonychidae. The record is from RefSeq and is a predicted model, not a curated record. The transcript has 7 exons. The coding region runs from base 2172 to 2780 and encodes 202 amino acids.
GGGCAGCAGCUCAAGUUCUGGCCUCGCCUAAGUCACCUGUCAGACUGGGGACCUGCGGGCUGCAGCUGGAAUGGAAAUUCCCCAGCCCCGCCCGGUGCUGACCACGGCACGACUUUGUGGAGGGGUAAACUGAGGCCCAGAGGGGUGACGUCGCCGGCUCAGCGUCCCUGGGGAGGCCCCGGUGGCGCGGGUCACUCACCUCCAGGGGCGCAGGCCCAGCGAGGGGCUGCAGGGGCUGCAGGGGCUGCUGGGACUCAGCAGGGACGGGCUCUGGCUGCUUGGAGACAGACUGCAAAGAAAGGGGUCGCGGACGGUGACCCGGGGCGGGGACAGCGCAGGGGGGGCUGCGGCUCCCCCAGAGACCAAGGGCUCAAGGCGCGGAAUUCGGGAAUUCUGGGGCGCUCGCGGGCCGUGAGGGCGCGGCCGGAGCGACGACUCGGGAGGGCUCCCGGGAGGCGGCGGUGACGCGAGCAGGGGCGCCGGGGAUGGGUCGCGUCAUCUUCGCCACCCUCUCCCCGCCCGGCACUCACUCGAGGGUCAGCGAGGGGAUGCGCAGCUUGUCCCUGCGGGAUUUCAUACCCGGGGCGGGGCCGCGUCUACGCGGCCGGGGACCGACGCUCCCCGGGCGGCCCCUGAGCCCCUACCGCGGCGCGGACGCGCGGACCGACAGACGCUGAUGCGGCGCGGGACUGGGCCGCCGGGGGCGCGGGGGUCGGGCUAGCUCCGCCCCGGGGCGGGGCGCGGAUCCCCGCACCUGCGCGCAGGCCCGCGCCCCUCCUGGCCCCGCCCCCGCGGGGGGAGACAGCGGACCCCGGAUCUGAGCGCGCCCCCAGCAGCCCCCCGCUUCCCUCCGGCCACCAUCCCCACUGCGCUGCGGGUCUCGGUGCGUCACCGCGCACACCCGAGGCUCCGCCGCGCCCCCCGGGCCUCGGCUCGCGCUGUUCCCGCCGCUGGGAACAGGGUGCCUGCGCCCACGUCCGAGCUGGGCCCUGCUCCCCGCCCUCAGGCUCUGGGGGUGUCUGUGUCCGUCUCUGACCCCCUAGAGACCCGGAAUGAACCCAGUCAGCCUCAUGGCAGGUGGUGGGGAGUGGCCACCCCUCAAGGAGUCAUUGGCCCCGUGGCCAGGGACUUUGCCCUCCGUGCAACCGACUGCGUCACCAUUCACCAGCAGCCACCCCCAGCCCGGGCAAAGGCCAGCGCCCGCCCUCCGGCCAACGUCGGAACCCCGAACUUCCUGAGGACCGCGGGCCCCGCCCCAAUAGCCGGGCCAUCUCCAUGCCAGCAAAGAGCAGAUGGCCUGGGCUUGGGGUCCACGCUGACCCCAUUCCCACCACCGAAUUUCAAACCCUCUUCCAACCCCAGGCCUUCGCCAUUCUCCCGUCCUGCACACUGCGCACUGCUCCUCCAAUGUGAGUUUCCUUCCCAUCUUCUCCCAUGCUGUUCCCGCUGCUUGGAAUGCUGUUCCCACCGGCUGGCUCCUCCUCUCCCAAAUCUCGGCUCAAAUGUCACCUCUUACAAGACGCCCUCGAGCUCUUGGGCUAAAGCUGCCCUCCAGCCCAUCUCCCACUCUUCCCCGAUUAGUUGCACACAUGGCAUCACCCUUGCUGUCCCCGAGAGCAACCCAUGGGUGGGGUCUCACUUGCCUCCAUGUCCCCCGUGCCUGAAAGAAGGUUCAGGACGUAGUAAGUUCUCAAAAGAUGUUUGCUGAGUGAAUGAUUUCAUUGAGAGACGGGAAUCCCACCCCAGCUCAGGAAAACAUACCCCUGGUACUCACACACCUCUAGAACGCCAUCACACCUCUAGACCAACCCCUCCCCCUCCCUGGGCCUCAGUUUCCUCAUUUGUAAACACGCAAAGGCACUAAACAGAAUGUCCUCUGAGUUUUUGGGAUCCCAAAAUGCCAACCUACAGGAUCACCAAUGUGGCCCCCGAAAGAGAUGAGUUUUCUACCCAUGUUUCCUGUAAGAAAGCGAGCUCCCCGUCACAGGAGGCGUGGAAGGCAGUUCCAGGAUACUGAGUUUCCUCAUUUGAACUGGCAUCAACCUCCCAGGCUGUGGUGAGAGCUGGGUGAGGCGCUAGUGAAGCACUCUGCAAACCCUGGGGCGGGAUCAAGCGGGGCUCCGCCAGCAGCGCAGGAGUUCGCCGCGGCAGCCGCGCUCCGCGUGGACCCGAUGGCGCUGCCGGGGGCUCGGCUGGUGGCCCCGCUCCUCCUGCUUCUCCUCCCGGGGCCGGGCGCCGGAGCCUGUAGAAGCAGCGGGUGUUGUUUUCAGGACCCACCAUAUCCGGAUGCAGACUCAGGUGCGGCCACAGGCCCCCGGGAUCUGAGCUGCUAUAGGGUUUUCAGUGCCGGCUACGAGUGCUCCUGGAGGUACGAGGGCCCCCCGGCCGGGGUCAGCCACUUUCUGAGGUGCUGCCUCCGCCCUGGGCGCUGCUGCUACUUCUCCGCGGGCUCGGCCACCAGGCUGCAGUUCUCCGACCAGGACGGUGUGUCCGUGCUCUGCACCGUCACGCUCUGGGUGGAGUCCCGGGUCGUGAACCGCACCGAGAAGUCGCCAGAGGUUACUCUGCAGCUCUACAGCCUGGGAGCCGGGACCCAGGGUGCGCCCAGGCCGGACUUUGGAAACGCAGAGAGGCCCCCGUCUCCAGGCCUGACGCAUGGGUUUGCUGACGUCAAAGACCCAGUGGACGCCGGGGGCUCGGGCCGGGUGCCCCCGCUGGGCCGCUGCGGCGGGGCACGCGACAGGGCGGGCUCGCCUGGGGAUGGGCUUGUGGCAGGGUGA